Theileria parva strain Muguga is the source of this 1314-nucleotide messenger RNA. RefSeq names its product AAR2 family protein. The transcript has a single exon. NCBI's taxonomy places the organism in Eukaryota, Apicomplexa, Aconoidasida, Piroplasmida, Theileriidae. Gene Ontology annotation, biological process: spliceosomal tri-snRNP complex assembly. The coding region runs from base 1 to 1314 and encodes 437 amino acids. The record is from RefSeq and is a predicted model, not a curated record.
AUGAGUAGUGAAAUUGAAGAUUCUACCGUAGUAGUAAUCUUGGAUCAAAAGGAAGACGAACUUGUAGGAUUUGAUUUUAUUUCAUUCCCGGAAGCAAAUGUAGUAUCUGGAAUUUGGAAUCUGACUCCAGGCUCACAUUUUAUGUACAUUAAGAAUAAAGAACAAGGUAAUUUACUUGAUGAUAACAUUGUUUCAGAUGAUUGUAGACUAGGAGAGUUUAUACAUUUGAAAAGGGGUGAAAUUAAAGUUUAUAAGAGAUCGCAAGUUGAUGAAGGUUCAUUAUUUGAAUUAGUGGAGGAAUAUUGUAAUCAAAAAUAUAAGGAAUCGAUAGUUAUGGGUCAUUUGAGGGGUAAAAUGUCAAAGAUUCCCGAAAAUUUAUCUAAUUUGUGGGCAAGUAUGACAGAUUGUAUUAAUUCUGAACUUAUUCUAAGACUCAGACCAAUCAAUAAAGUUAUUACAAACCAUCCUUUUCCACAAACCAGAUCAGAUACUUCUGAAAUAACUAUUGAAAACAACAUGAACUGUGAUAUAAGAAGUGAUUGUGAAAUAAGAAAUUGUACAACGAGAUUAGAACUCAGUGAUGAAGAAGAAGACUAUUCAAAAACACUGGAGGAAUAUAAAAAUGUAGUAAAUAAUUUAUCAACAUUUAAAAGUAAAGUUGAUUUUAACAAAAUUAAACGGACUGAUAAAACUAAUGGUUGCCAUUUUAAGGAAGUAAAUAAGCCAGAAAAUCAUAUAGAUAAUAGUGUAGAAAAGGAUUAUGACUCAAUAUAUUAUUCAGAUAUACCGAUGUGUGAUGAUAGAAUAAGAAAAAUGAAGGAAAUAACACCAGAGCAAAUCACAAAAAUGCACAUGGAUACCAGCUACAUCAUAGAUUCAAUUCGUGGUGAUAAUAGUACAAAUGGGUACAAAAUGGUAGAAUUUAAGAAUAAAUAUUUCUAUGUGCUUGGAGAAUUACAGUACAGUUUUCUGGUUUUCAUUUUAUGCUUUAAUUUUGAGAGUUUGGAACAAUACAAAAGACUUUUAAGGGCGUUUUGCAAUGCUGAAUCAUUACUGGUUAGUGACCAGGAACUAACUCAAAAAUUGCUGAAAACACUGAGAUUUCAAAUAGAAACCUGGGAUGAAGAACACGAUGUGUAUCAGAAGGAUAAUUUCUUGACCCACCACCUGUGCAAUUUGCGUGAAAUCAUACUUGAUAACAGUGAUAAGUUAAAAACGUGCUUAGAUCACUUUAAACUGUUGGAAGACUCUUUCAAACUUAAAUUUGGAAUAUCGCUCAAUGAUUUGAACACUAUACACUCCAAUAUAAUAUAA